AUGGAUUUAAAAACUCGGUAUUCGAACCGCGAAUUACGGCCCUUUUACGCUGGAAGCGGAGCCGUAGCCUCGGCCUCAGAGGAUGGUCAACUUUUGGCAACAUCGGUAAUCGAUGAGGUGAACAUCAUGGAUGUUGCUGCUAAGCAGAUCUUGCACAGAAUCGAAAACGAUGAUGAACAAGAGAUUACGGCCUUAAGGUUAACCCCUGAUGCAAACUUUUUGUGUUUUGUGUCGCAAGCUCAGUUACUCCGAAUCUAUAGUUUAAGUGCCAAGAGAGUGGUGAGGUCUAUGAAAAUGUCCUCGCCCGUAUAUGUGAUGGACUGCGAUGCAAGCUCGACUUUGGUAGCUUUGGGAGGUACCGAUGGUAGUGUCACGGUUGUGGACAUCGCCAACGGCUACGUGACACAUUCGUUCAAGGGCCAUGGCGGCACGAUAUCAAGCGUAAAAUUCUACGGUGAGGUCAAUAGCACCACCUGGAGGCUGGCUACUGGUGACACUAAUGGUAUGGUUAAGGUAUGGGAUUUGGUUGAUCGAAAAUGUCUGCAUACCAUGCAAGAGCACACUUCUGCCGUAAGAGGUUUGGAUUUUCGACCUACGCCCUCGUCGGAAUCAUCGCUGGAAAGUGAAGGCCAAUUGCAACUUCUAUCAGGUGGCAGGGAUGACAUUGUCAAUCUUCAUCAGCUAAGUUCAAAGAAAAGGGUGCAGCUUUUGAAGACCAUACCUGUGCAUCGGCAGAUAGAGUCAUGUGGGUUCAUCAGCCUCCCAGGAGGAGAUGACCUUUUUUAUACUGCUGGUGGGGAUGCUGUCUUCCAGGUGUUAUCCAUGGAGUCUGGAUCCAUUGUGAAGUCUACAGAGAAGCCAAUUGAAGAACUAUUUAUCAUAGGUGUCCUUCCCAUAUUGCGCUCUUGCAAAAUGUAUCUCGUUUUAUCAGACCAAACUUUAUUCGUGGUUGAUAUCAAGAAAUCCUUAGACGAAGCCAGUGAAGCCAUCGUGAUCGAUCAUAAAAUUGCUGGUAAUCAUGGCACCGUGGCGGACAUGAAGUUUGUCGGGCCCAAUCUUAGCAUGUUGGCUUUAGCUACCAACUCGCCUGCCCUUAGAGUUAUUCCUCAUCAUUUAUUGGAUGAGGAUGAGGAUCUCAUCAAGGAUACUGCAGAUGAAAAGGCUGAUGCAAAGGCUGAUAAAAUCAGUUUGCCUUUGGAGGUUGAACUGUACGAGGGCCACACUGAUCUGCUUAAUGCAGUAGAUGCCAGUGAAGAUGGCAGUUGGUUAGCGACUUGCUCUAAAGAUCACACCGCGAUAUUAUGGAAGUAUAACCCAGAUCUAUCCAAGUUUGAAAUGUAUGCUAAAUACACUGGGCAUGCUGGGCCUGUGACAGCGGUCGGACUACCUAAUGUGAUACGCAGAGGCUGGCCAGAGUUCAUUAUAACUGCCUCAAACGAUUUGACGAUCAAAAAGUGGGCAGUUCCCAAGCCAGAUAUCAAAGACAAGGAAGUCCAUAUCAUCAAAGUCUCUGAUUACACGCGAAGGGCACAUGAGAAAGAUAUCAAUGCACUUUCCAUCGCGCCUAAUGACUCCGUGUUUGCAACUGCCUCCUAUGACAAAACGUGUAAGAUAUGGAACGUGGACACCGGUGAAUUAGAGGGUACCUUAGCGAACCAUAAGCGGGGUCUCUGGGACGUAUCCUUCUGCCAAUAUGAAAAGCUGCUCGCUACAGCUUCUGGUGAUAAGACUAUAAAAGUCUGGUCCCUGGAUACCUUCUCAGUCGUCAAGACCCUUGAGGGACACACAAAUGCUGUUCAAAGAUGCUCUUUCAUUAACAAAGACAAGCAAAUGAUCAGCACAGGUGCAGAUGGCCUAAUCAAACUCUGGGAUCUUUCUACUGGUGAAUGUAUCCGGACCUUGGAUGCACACGAUAACAGAAUAUGGUCUCUGAGCGUGCUACAGGAUGGCGAAAAGUUUGCCACGGCCGACGCAGAUGGAGUAUUUCAAUUUUGGAGAGAUUGUAGUGAAGAAGAAGCGCUGCAAAACUUAGAGAAUGAGAAGAUGAGAAUAGAGCAAGAACAAUCCUUGCAAAACUACCUAUCCCAAGGUGAUUGGACGAAUGCAUUCUUAUUAGCUAUGACUUUGGACCAUCCUAUGAGGCUGUACAGAGUGCUCGACAGCAGCUCAACCGCUAAAACCCAGGAUGCCGGCUUUGUUUUCAACGAAGAACUUGACAAUGUUAUAGGCACGUUGGACAAUGAGCAAGUUAUGAAACUCAUGAAACGGAGCAGAGACUGGAAUACAAAUGCAUCUACCCAUUCAGUAGCUCAGAAAGUCAUCCGGUGUAUCUUGAUGCGUCACAACAUUACGUCGCUAAGUGAUAUUCCUGGCAUUAUGAGCAUCAUUGAGGCUAUCAUUCCUUACACACAAAGACAUCUCACGCGGAUUGAUGACCUAGUCGAGCAAAGCUACAUAUUAGAUUAUUCAUUGGUGGAGAUGAAUAAAUUCAUGUAA
Messenger RNA from Lachancea dasiensis, 2496 nucleotides. Lineage: Eukaryota; Fungi; Ascomycota; Saccharomycetes; Saccharomycetales; Saccharomycetaceae. The record is from the annotation of a GenBank genome assembly.